CGCGCGAGCAAUGACGUGGAUUUUCAUCCAUUGCAGUGAGAAAUCAGUUUUAACCCACUGCGCUCGGCUCUACUACUACACUGCAGUGAGACCGGACUGUUCUUUACCAUCUGUAAGAAGCUUGUGAGGAACAACACAGCAACAUGAGUAAAGGCAAAGUUGAGAACCUUAAAGACAAAAUAGAUGGCAAUGAGCUUGAUCUGAGUCUCAGUAACCUCACAGAUGUGCCAGUCAAGGAACUGGCUGCACUUCCAAAGGCAAUGGUUUUGGAUCUGUCCUGUAAUAACCUCACAACCCUGACUCCGGAAUUCUGCAGCUUGACUCAUCUUAUCAAAAUUGACCUGAGCAAGAACCAGCUAGUCUGCUUACCGGAAGAAAUCGGACAACUCUGUAAUCUCCAGCACCUGGAUUUAUACAACAACAAACUGAAAAUGCUUCCCAUUGGCUUCUCUCAGCUCAGGAGUCUGAAAUGGCUGGAUCUGAAGGAUAACCCCUUGGAGCCAACCCUGGCCAAAGUUGCAGGGGAUUGCUUGGACGAGAAGCAAUGCAAACAGUGUGCAUCCAGAGUUCUCCAGCACAUGAAGGUUCUGCAGGAGGAAGCCGACAAGGAGCGAGAACAUCGACUUUUAAAAGAGAGGGAACUAGAAAAGAAAAAAGAAGCCAAGCAGAGAGAAAAGGAGGCCAGAGAAAGGGAAGCACAGAAGAAGAAAAAAGCGGAAGAGAAAGAGAAGAAGAGACAAGAGUAUCAAGCACAGAUGGCUGCUCUUGCUGUACAGGAACAACAGAAAAAGAAGAAAGAAGAGAAGAAAAAGAAAGCAGCUCAAAAUCAAGCUAAAAAGACAAAAUCAGAGUCUGCACCCAAAGCCAAGCGGUCCUUGUGUUCCCUGUUCUUCUCACUCCUCCUAAAACUCCUGCUCCUAGUCAUUGUGGGAGUGUCAAGCUUCUUAGCAGUUUGUCAGUUGACUGAACUAAGGAAGGAGGCGUUCUGUGUUCCACUUAACGUGCACUUUGAGGAGACUGUGAGAUGGGCUCAGGGUCUGGAUGUCGUGCAGCAAAUCGUUAAAAAAAUGUCUGAUCUCAGAGCAUAAGUUUGUGUCCAAGAUGACAAAUCUGAUCAGGAUCCAUCCUGCCCAGGAUCUGAGCUGGCAGGCGACGCAUGGGGACCAAGUCACAGACCGGUCAGCAGAAAUUCCUAUGGAAUUGUUUUUCCUGUGUUGUGUCUUUUAAAAAAAAACAAAUACAAUAAUCCAUGUAAUAACUAUGGACCAGCCUGUGAAUGAAAGUCCUGCUUGUAUGUUUUUAAACUGCCAAAACAGGACAGGAAAAAAGGACUUAAACUGUUAAUGAGUAAUAACAUUUGUGACCUCUGGAGUCUUAUGUGACACUGUAUGACGUCAUUGAAAAAUAAAAUAUUUUCAC
Messenger RNA from Xyrauchen texanus (razorback sucker), 1419 nucleotides. It is a transcript of the gene lrrc59, whose product is annotated as leucine rich repeat containing 59. Bases 144 to 1088 code for a protein of 314 amino acids. The record is from RefSeq and is a predicted model, not a curated record. Lineage: Eukaryota; Metazoa; Chordata; Actinopteri; Cypriniformes; Catostomidae. Gene Ontology annotation, molecular function: protein binding. The transcript is spliced from 8 exons.